GGGGUUGGAAACUGGCUGAGGGUGGGAGUGAGGGAGGAGCUGGGCCCUUGGGCUGCACUGGGGGGAGCCUGGACUAGAGAUGGUAUCGCAAUCGGCAGGAAGCCCUUGGCCCUGGAUUUCCCGGGAGGACAAUCAUUAAACAUGGAUUCGGCCACACAGCUGGUAGAGCGUUGGGGGCAGGGGCCGGUCCCAGGAGCUGAAAUCCCAGUCCUUCUCAGCCCAGACCCUGAUCCCUGGCCUUUCCCGCGUAGCUCUGUUCUCCCCCUCCCCUUCCCAGGGCUCCACGCUGGCCAGGAGGAUGAAAGGCCCCAGCUGGGGGCUCUUUGCCACCAGCGCUGGGUCCUAAGAGCUGCUAUCCAGGCUGGCCGCCCAGAUGGCGACCCCAGCCUCGGCCCCAGACACACGGGCUCUAGUGGCAGACUUUGUAGGCUAUAAGCUGAGGCAGAAAGGUUAUGUUUGUGGAGCUGGCCCUGGGGAGGGCCCAGCAGCUGACCCGUUGCACCAAGCCAUGCGGGCAGCUGGAGAUGAGUUCGAGACCCGCUUCCGGCGAACCUUCUCUGAUCUGGCAGCCCAGCUGCACGUGACCCCGGGCUCAGCCCAGCAACGCUUCACCCAGGUCUCUGAUGAACUCUUCCAAGGGGGCCCCAAUUGGGGCCGUCUUGUGGCCUUCUUUGUCUUUGGAGCUGCACUGUGUGCCGAGAGUGUCAACAAGGAGAUGGAGCCACUUGUAGGACAAGUGCAGCAGUGGAUGGUGGCCUACCUGGAGACGCGGCUGGCUGACUGGAUCCACAGCAGUGGGGGCUGGGCGGAGUUCACAGCUCUGUACGGGGACGGGGCCCUGGAGGAGGCUCGGCGUCUGCGGGAGGGGAACUGGGCCUCAGUGAGGACAGUGCUGACAGGGGCCGUGGCACUGGGGGCCCUGGUAACUGUAGGGGCCUUUUUUGCUAGCAAGUGAGAAAGUCCAGGGCUAGGUGGGGCUAAGUGUGGCUGGGAGAUGGGAGAGCAGGAACAGAACAGAGAAAUGCCCUUGACAGAAGUUGGGUGAAUGGAUGGGCACGGAAUGGGGCUGGGAAGGGGCAGGGUAGUGUGUGAGGGAGCUGACUGUGCCAGGCAGGCAGUUGGAAGAAUGAGCUGGAGACAUCAGGGAAUGUAUUUGGAAAGUCAGGGGCUGGGAGAUGGAGUCCUGUUCCAGGGCUGGGGGGAGGUGGGAGGGAUCAUGCUUGUAGGUGUAGGCACGUGGAAUACCCAUAGCUUGAUUUGCAGCCGUGAGGACGGUGGACUUGCAUAAGGGGUUUCAUCUCCAUUGGAAGAGUGGGAUUUGGGGAAAACACAGAAGGUACAUGCCUUUGGAAUGGAAAAUGGAGGUUCUUGGGUGAUAGAGGUAGCUGUGACAGUGGGCUGCUCGCACACACAUAUAUUCGUGUGCAUGCUGGACCUUUGUCUAAUCUGGUGAUGGUGGGAUUCUUAAAGAAGAAAACAUUCCCUCUUGCAGUGGCAAGAACAAAGGAGCAGUUCUCUGCCCCUCCUCCUAACCCCCUUCUUCCCAUUUCCCUUGUUCCAAUUCCUCAAGGCCAAGGGAGAAACACUGUAUCCAGACGGAGGGCUCUGGGCAUUUCUCUGCCGGAAGUGGUUAGCAGUUCUUUAGAGAGAAGAGCAAUUCUGUAGCUGGCCUUGUUCCUUCAUCAUCCCCCUUCCCUGUGUGUUGCAUCAAGCACUUGCUGCUGCCUCCUGGGCUCUGACAGGAUGGCAGGGCUGCAGAGCCUGCGGUGGGUGGAGGCUUUGGUAGCUGGACCUGCCUGCCACCCUCAUCUCCCACUGGAGUGCACUGGUGCCUAAAAAUUUGUUCCCUGUCUCUGGGACCUUCUAUGCCUAAACUUAAAUUCUUAAAUUGGGGCUCUAAUUUUCCUUUUGAGGUUGUGGACAUAAAUGCUGAUCUAGAAGACAGUCUGGGUCAUGUACUGUGUCUCAGUAAGACUGUUGAUGCCUUGAGAACAACAUUCCAGCUCUGAACCCUGUGGGUGUGAAGGUGACAUGUAAUACAUGACUGGCCUAUUCCAUGUGAUAGGCUUUGGUGCUGCUUUAUCAAGGGCCAGGUGUAUGGGUUCUAGAGGACCUACUAUGACCUAGAAGCAUUUAUAUUUCUUUGAAGCCCUACUGUUUGCAUGGGUGUUAUUUGUCUGUACCUCAGAGUCUGAGGAUGUUGACUUUGGGGCGAGCGCACAGUCCUCUAGAGCAGAUUCA
Messenger RNA from Manis javanica (Malayan pangolin), 2241 nucleotides. The record is from RefSeq and is a predicted model, not a curated record. Lineage: Eukaryota; Metazoa; Chordata; Mammalia; Pholidota; Manidae.